AUGAGUUUUCCCUAAAAAAAAAUAAGAAUUCUUUCUGAAGUCACUACAAUUAGUCGGAAUUAAGAUCCAUAUCAAAUUUAAUCAAGCCAAAAAUAAAAUGACUAAGGCUUUCCAUAAUAGAAAAUAAUUAGAAACAGCUCAAAUUACGAAUAAGGAAAUCGAUUAACUUUACGCCCUCACAAUUAAAUUUUAUCUAAAGAGUUUGGAUUAUAACCGCCAUAGCAUAUUUAACCAAAUCGUCUUAGUUCAUCAAUGAUGGAUAAAAGUUAAUAAAAUACUGCCCAACGAAAUGCCAGCAUAAGGAUUAUAUCUGGCCCAAAUCCUCAAAAGAAUAUUAAAUUUAAAGUUAUUAACUAAGAGGACAAGUAAAAAAUGGCUAUUUUAAUGAGUCCUAAUGAAUAUCAAUUAAAGUAAUCUUCAUAAAAGCAUUAAGAAAAUCAUAGGUAAAUAUAUAUGCCACAAAUGGAUGCAAUUUUGCAAAAAAGAGCCCAGGAACCAAGCAAUUAAUCAAACCCUAAUCUUGAAUAAUUCUAAAAUUAGUAAUAUUUUUAGUAAUAAUACUUAUUAUAGUAAUAAUAACAAUAAUACUAUUAAUAAUCAUAAUAAUAACAAUAAUAAUAGUCAUAAUCGUAAUAAUAACAAUAAUCCUAGUAGUAAUCGUACUAAUAAUCAAAGUAACAAUAGAAAUAAUAAUAAUAAACCUAAUAAGUAGUAUAAUAAUCAUAGAAGAAAUUAAUAUCAUAAAAAUAGUAAUAGUAAUAGGAAUAAUAAUAAUAAUAAUAAAAAUUUUUAGCAGUGAAUAAUAGUAAAAAUAAUAAUAAUAUUAAAAAUCUGAUUAAGAAGAAGAACAAAAUCUAACAAACACUGUGCUUCAGACUGCUUAGGUGA
Messenger RNA from Paramecium tetraurelia, 888 nucleotides. RefSeq lists its product as uncharacterized. The transcript has 2 exons. The record is from RefSeq and is a predicted model, not a curated record. NCBI's taxonomy places the organism in Eukaryota, Ciliophora, Oligohymenophorea, Peniculida, Parameciidae.